Ziziphus jujuba (common jujube) is the source of this 1583-nucleotide messenger RNA. RefSeq lists its product as uncharacterized. The record is from RefSeq and is a predicted model, not a curated record. Gene Ontology annotation, molecular function: protein binding. The coding region runs from base 255 to 1454 and encodes 399 amino acids. NCBI's taxonomy places the organism in Eukaryota, Viridiplantae, Streptophyta, Magnoliopsida, Rosales, Rhamnaceae. The transcript has a single exon.
UGUAUAUUGCCACCGCCCAUUUCACUAAACAAAAUGAUGAACAAGCGUGACAAUGCUUUGUUGGCUAAUUUGUCUUUUUUCAUUAGGAGCUAAAUAUAUUAACUUAGCAUGCCUUCUCUAUUAUAAUAAUUCUAAUUAAUUAAAAAGGUUCCCCAAAAGCUAAGCAAAUGACCACGCUAACAAUCUACAUAUAAAUAAAUCCUUUUUGUGGGAUAAGAGCAGCAGUUUUAGACAAAAUUUGGUUCUAAAUCCAAAUGGGUAAUUGUCGAACUUCACCAACAAAUAAUGCUAUUGGUUUCUGCCUUCUCCCUUCAGAACUCAUAGAGCGUAUACUUCUCUGCCUGGCCUUACCUGAAAUUAUCCGAUUCAAAUUGGUCAGCAAAACUGUGGCUUCGAUUAUCUCCCACCAAGAUUUUGUUCGCCAAUAUAAUUUGAGACUGCGCUCCACAACUUGGCUCUUUCUCUUCAAGAAGCGCUGCCAUCGGUAUUCUCUUCUCGACGGUUUCGCCGAACGGUCCGACCGGUGGUUCCGGAUUCCGAUCUCUAAUUUGUUGAAACCUUUUAUUUUUCCAGGGGAGGAUCUUUUCUUUUUGACUGCUGGUGGGAAUAUUUUCCUCUUUGCUUCGAAUUCUCAUCAGGCGGUUAUUACAGUUAAUUUGGUCACCAAUACCGUUAGGAAGAUCCCUCCCACUCCUUUGGGCCCACGCGGCACUUGUUCCUGGCGAAGAUCCGGAAUGAAAUUAUUGCCUGGCCCAAUCGGGUCGGAGCAUUUCCGCUUCUUGUUUGCCGAGUUGGUAGAGAAUCGUCCGGUAGUGUUCGAGUAUGACUCCGAGACUGAUAAGUGGCAGUCUAUGGUGGCCAAAGAGGACGAUGCCGGCUCGCUCCGUGUUUCCGAGAGAGUGGGCGAUCAUAUUUUUUUAAGUGUGAUGCAUGGAGCAAACGAAUCUUCUGUGAUCGCAAUCAAAUCUCCGAACAAUACACCAGUAAUCCUACGGCCAAGGUUUGACGGCAGAACCGGGGAGGAUAGGCAAUUGACGGUUGGAUUCAGUUGGGGAAAAAGUAUUGAUAGGUUACACGUUUGCGGUGAUGGGUACAUGAUGAUCGCGAAAUCGGACGGUGUUGAUGGAGCAAAUACGAGAGUGAGGAUGUUGAAGGAUAUAGAAAUGUUGGGCCUGGGUUUAAAUGGUAGGAAUUGGGAAAUGAUAUCAAAGUUACCUGGCAAGUUGAUGGAGCAGAUUAAAAAGCCUUAUGGGGUUAUGAUGGGGUGUUUGGAGGGUAUAAAUGGAACAAUAAAUGCAGUUUUGAUGUCUAAUUUGGAGGGAUUAUGGGACAUAAUUUGGCUACGGUACGACAUAGUGGGAAGGCAGUGGACUUGGGUCCCACUCCCUGAUUGCAGAAUGAAAGGCUUAAACAUGGCUGGAAUAGCCUUCUCCUCUGGACUCACCCUUCCUUGAUUCAAAACCUUAUUUUAGCUUGUAGUCGACGGCUAUCAACUAUUGUGUGCAAAAUACAUAUCAUAAGCAUCAUCACAUUUUCAAAUUUCAAAUUCACUUACAUGGUCUUAUUGAGUCCAUAUAUAUAUA